Messenger RNA from Vicugna pacos (alpaca), 3017 nucleotides. The record is from RefSeq and is a predicted model, not a curated record. Lineage: Eukaryota; Metazoa; Chordata; Mammalia; Artiodactyla; Camelidae.
ACUACAAGGCAAUUCUGGGGGGCAAUGAUGCCACACCUUCUCUCCUGACCCCCACCUUACAAGCACCUGCGGCAGGAGGGGCCUCGCAGAGUUGGUCUGAGGAUUGCUGUGUGGUCAGCCUGUGGUCAUCACAGGUCCUUGUCAUGACUGUUGUCUUGUUUGCAGAGGGGCCCCAGCGGACUCCGGAUGCAGAGCCUCCUGCAGCUGCUGAGGGGCAGGGGGGGCGCAGGUCCGCCCCUGGCGGAGCUGGUGAGCCUCGCAGGCAGGCUGUGCCGGGACCUCCAGGACGACCCUGCCCAGGUGCAGCCCUUGGUCACGGCGGUGCUGGACAGCCAGCUCCGCCUGCACCUCCUGGACAACGUGGACGUGGCCCUGGUGUGUGCCCGCGUGCUGGCCCAGCAGGAGCAGCACCAGGCCGCCCGCCAGCUGCUGGAGGGAUUCCGGGUGCCGGGAGGCAGCCCCGAGCUGGUGCAGCUCUGGAAUGACAUUCACUACUGUCUGCUCAUGAAGAGGCUUGGCGUGGCCGUGCUGACCCCCGUGCAGAAGUUCAGGUGCAGGAAGAGGAACCCACCGCCUCCCUCCCUCUGCCCUGACGGCCUCAAGAGCCGGAACUUCCCCAGAGAAGUUCGCCAGAAGCUGCAGGACUUUGCCUCGAGAGUGAGCACCAACCCCAGCAAGGCCCAGCGGGAGGACCUGGCCUCGGAGACGUGCUUGACCAUGGAGCAGGUCUACAACUGGUUUGCCAAUUACCGGCGGCGCCAGAGGGCUCUUGUGCAGCGUGCAGCGCCAGCCCAAGACAUGGUGGACAACCCCAGCGCGACGGAGGCAGGUCCACGCCCUCUGCAGCCUGCAGGCCACCCCCACCUUGGCUCUGGGUGUGUGGACAGGCCUCAGUGGUCAGCAGGACCUGAGGAGAGUGGGCCUGUACAGACCCAGGAGGCCACCCAAGGGCCGUGGGAGCCCCUGGCCCCGACCCCGGACUUCUCUGGAGAUGGGACUAUGCCACAAUCACUGGCUUCCAGGUCUCUGCAAGGUGGUGAGAGGUACCAGGGGGGACCUGGCCAUGGUCCUGCCACUCUCCCCACUGUCUGCCCUAGCCCCGGCCUCUGCCCUCUGGCUGCUGGCAACGACACACUGGACCCCUCUCUGGCUGCCCCCGAGUCAUGGCUGAUGUCCCGUGCACUGGCGUCCUCCAAGGAAGAUCCCCUCCAGACUGGGCAGCUGGUCCGCGGUCUUGGGGUGGACUUGGCCAUGCACCCUCCUGAUGCUGCUGUGGCUACGUCCGUCGCUGCCCCCAGUGAGCCCGGCCCCACAGGAUUUGCUGACCCUCCCAGCGUCAACUCCCAGAGCACGUACCUGCAGGAGGUUCCAGGCACCAGCGGUGGCUGGACAGAGGGACUGGCGGGUGGCUUCCUGAUGACACAGCCCCCACCGCAGGCUCCCGAAUUCAUCCUUGCCCAGAGGUAAGCCUCAGAGCCCUGGAGCUCAGGCUACACAUGCCACGGCCCGUAAAGAGGCCAGUCCUGGUGGGGAGAUUUGCCGUCCAAGUGUGCAGCUCUUUUCUGAUGGCCCUCGACUGAAUAAAGGUUGUACUUUUCCCAAGAGAAAAGAACACCCGGAAAUAUCAGAGGAGUUAUGGGCAUACAUUCUGUGGCUGGUGCUCAGGCCUCGACGCUUCCCCAGAGAUCUCCCUGGGCCCCGGCUGCCUCUUUCAGGCAACUUCUCUUUUUUUUUUUGGUGCGGUGGGGGAGGAAGGUGUGGUGGUAAUUAGAUGUAUUUAUUUAUUUACUGGAGGUACUGGGGAUUGAACCCAGGACCUUGUGCAUGCUAGGCAUGCACUCUACCACUGAGCUACACCCUCCCCUCUUCAGGCAGUUUCUUUUCCCCAAAGACUUAGUUUCUGAACAGCAGCAGGAUCUUGGCUUUAUAUUCCAAAUUGUAGUUUUAAAAGGGCUCUGGAGGGCAGUGAGCAGCCCAGGGCUGCGGACUGUGGUGGUGGGGCUGGGGCAGCCAUCCAGAUGACCUCCAAAGCGCAGCCUGUUAGGCAAGGGGGCCUCUGCAGCAGAGGGAAUCUAUGGUAGCGGCCACAGGACUGGAUCCCCAGGGUGCAGGAGCUCCCUAAUCUGGGCAGAAUCACAGGGGGACGUGUGAGAGAGGAGGAGCCCCCCUAAGUUGCAGGCCCUGCUUAGGAAAUAGCCAGACAGUGAGAAAAUCCAGCCCGUGCUGACGGACUCACUUUUCCAUUUAUGACUGGGAGCCGCACAGACCAGAGGCCUUCAUGGGGUCCCCUUGUGGCUUCUCCACUGGCCGACUUGCCCUUGGGCCCUGCUGCCCUGGCCCAUCCUUGCUCUGGUGACCUUGACUCCUUCUGUAAGAACAGCUUUGUUGGGGGUCUAACUGGCAUAAAGUGACCAGGCGUGUUCAGUUGUUACAGAUGAUAGUUUUCUGAGUGUGACUCGUGUGUCCGCCACAGCCCAUAACCGAGCUGCAGGUCUUGGCCUUGCAGGCUAUUUCCACUCGCCUCCACCCCCACCUCCCCAGCAUCGGGGAUGUGCUUUCUUUAGCUGCAUUUUCUGGAAUUUGGUACAAAUGAAAUCGUACAGCAGAUGCUCUUCUUGGGGGGUGCAGCACUCUGCCUGACUCCUCCGAGACCCGUCCCGGUACUUUGGGUCCCCACAGUCCCCUCCUCCUCAUUGUGAGUCCUGUCCUCGGCCUGGGUCGACAUCACCGAUUGGCUGGCACUUGGGAGCCUGGUCUGGGGGCUGCUGUGAGCCUUUCCGUAUGCCUGGCGACCUGCACGUCUGCCUUUGUGUCUCUGGGAGAGGACACCUACGAGUGGGUGACCAGGUGUGGUCAGACUUUUAAGGAUCUGCCUGGCCGCUGUUCUGAGGGGCUGCACCAGUUACCUCCCCUGAGUUGGCCCUAAGGGCCUACUGACUCCUUCCCACCUCAGGCCUGCCCCUUCUUUGUGACCUUUUCUUCCUUCACAUCCCCACUGGCUGUCCCCUUCUCUGUGA